Molecule: messenger RNA, 10097 nt
Organism: Cyclopterus lumpus (lumpfish)
Lineage: Eukaryota; Metazoa; Chordata; Actinopteri; Perciformes; Cyclopteridae
Gene: baz2a
Product: bromodomain adjacent to zinc finger domain, 2A
Exons: 29
Cellular component (GO): rDNA heterochromatin
Molecular function (GO): protein binding; DNA binding
Source: RefSeq, a predicted model, not a curated record
CGUCACCAGCGCGUGCUGCGGCACCUUCCACCUUGGUUAUUAGCUUUCACAUCGGAGCGCGAGGACCCGGACGACCGUUGAUGAUGCUAGUUAGCUGUCUAGCUAGCUCCCCUAUCGUUCGGCUCUAUUGUGAUGAUUUAGCUCAAUAACCUUGGAGCCGGAGCGGCUGUUUCUGCCCGACGGUUCGCACUAAUACUAAACGAUGGAGUCAAAUAAUCAUUUCAACUAUGACACCCACUCCUCAGCAAACUCAGGACUGAAACUCUCCUCAGUGGAUUCUCUUUAUACUAAUGGGUCCUCCAUGAGUUUUCCUCAGCAGGGGAAGAGUAUGAAUGGCGAAAUGAAUGUGAAUGGCGUCACUACUGUACUCGGGUCCGGGGUGCCUGGUUCCCACCCGCCGACGGCUCCGUACCCACACAUGAGCAACCACCACCAGAGCAGCAUGGGCUACGACUACUUGUGGGGAGGUCACCCGCAGUACAGUCCGGCCAUGGGCAACUCUCCUGGGCACGGGAUGCACCAGAAGCAGCCUACACCCGGGAUGGUGCAGCCUCAGUCACAGCACCACUUCCAGGGUCAUGGACAGUACCAGCUGAAUGGGGGUGUUGAAAGCUCCCACCAGCCCCCUGUGGCUGGCCCACCAAACAUGCCUCUUACUGGGAGUCAGUACUGGAACAGGAGUAACCCUGGCCCACAGCAGAUAAGUUAUAACUCCCACAGUAUGUAUGGGACAUACCCGAGUCAGGCACAUCCUGGAAUAACACCAUCACAACAUCACCAGCAGCAGUCCAUACAACCCACCCCGCAUCAGCCGUCACAGCAACACCUCCACUCCCACCGUCUCCCACACCACCACCACCAGCAGCACCAGCAACCACAGCAUUAUGGCCUGAUGCCAAAUGGGAUGCCCUACUACCAGCAUCAACCCCAGCACCCGUCACUUCCAUCUCCUCAGCAACAGCCAUCGCAGCAGUCUCAGCCCCAAGGCCAGGCUCAGAUGAUGCCGCCAGCUGCCCAGAAUUUUUCUCCUUCCCAUGGCAGCCCGCAGCACCACAGCUUAAGCGGAGGGGGCACCGGCAGUCCACUUCCUGUGGGAAUAUCCUCAACGCCAAUGAUGUCUCCGUCAACAGUGCAGGAUAGUGGAUCGCCCAAGGGUCACAGCAGGGAACGGAGCCCCCAUGCUAGCAAUGUGGGAAUAUCUACCGUCAUGCAAGGGCACACAAGAGAAGAUGUCGAGGAUGUAGAUACCAGCUAUAAUGGCAUGGAAAGGGCACCUGCUGCCCACAGGCUACCCAAAAGUUCAGUUCAUGUGGGACCUGAUUACCGUCAGCAUUCUGAACAGCCGGCAGCUCUGCGACCAGAAAUGGCGUCCCCUGUCAGAGAGACAGACGUUAAUACACCUACCCUUUCAGUGUCAUCUCUGCUCUCUGCAUCUACCAAGGCCUCAACACCUCCUCGGGUCUCUGAGUUGCCCACGGUUGCCCCCGGGCCUCCUCUAGUAUCGCCCACUGAUGUAGAAUCUACCCCACCACAAAUCUCAACGCCCCCCAAUGUGUCUCCAGCUGCUCCUCCCAGACUUUCCUCGUCGCCUCUAAUGAAGCAAGGCCUCAGGCCUCCCGCUUUUGCUGCGACUGAGACAUCCCCUGCUGGAACCAAGCAUCUGUCAGUGGGGUCCUCUUCCUCCUCCCUGCCUACAUCACCUCAAACAUUGUCUACACCUCAUGCUUCAACUGAUAGUAUGUCUACACCUGCAGCAUCUUUGGUCUCUCCUCAGUCAUCGCACUCUUUGACUCAUCAAAUCAAGUCUUCAUCGCCUCCUUCAGCUUCUAGACCUCAAUCAAAUGUCACAACUGCACCCAUCUCAUCUCUUCAGCAGAUGUUUCUAGGGUCCAAGCCACCUCUGAUGACAUCUUGCUUUCCUGAUACGUCUGGAGCUCAGCAUCAAAGGCCUGGACCCCCGAAGUUAUUGUCUGCUGCCUCAUCAAUGGGUGCAAAAUCCUCCUCUGCUGGUGUGGCUCCACCUCUAAUGUCAGCAUCAGGAUCUUCAACCUCAACACCACCCAGCUCUUGUACGUCUUUAUCUGUCUCAAAAACUCCUUCAGUUGGCAGUAAACCAGGUGACCAAGCGCUCACACCCCAGCGUCUGACAUGCACUCCUCCAGCGGCUGACUCUGGUCUUUCCUCAGCAGCAGCAGCAUCAUCAUCAUCAUCACCAGCAGCGGCGGUGAAUUUACCCUCCCUAGCAGACCAUGAAAGUCUUACAGUCCGACCUCCGUCUACCCUACCUCUUCUAACCGCUCAAGCCUCCAGGACUGCACCCGUGUCCGCCCCGCCUGCUUUGGUGCCUCUGACUUCUGCGAUGGGUCCGUCUUCUGGAGUGGUCCAAAGUUCUGACUCUGAGCAGCAUCCUCCAAACACCACUCCUCAUGCGCCGAAGCAGUCGUCUUCGAAGUCAGAGCACCGCGGUCACGGCGAGGAUGGGAAAGCGUUGGCUGAGGAACAAAAUGGAAAACCGGAAGAACACCACCCUCGUCCUCAUCGUCCCCAAACCAAACCAUCGCAGAAGGUGGAAGCUACUGAGACGAACAAAUCUGAAAUCCGAUCACCCAAACUCCUCACCGAUCUUCCUGGGAAACCCACGCAGACCACAGUCGCUCCCAACAAUACACCAACAACCUCUGAAAAGCACCACCUGCAAAGCAGUAUCUGUGAGGCAGAGGACUCCAUGGCGGAGCAGACUCCACUCAGAAAGUCUUCACAUCUCCACAGCACAAGCCGAGAACAUCUGACGGAUGAAGAAGAAGAAAGUUUUAACUCUUCGCAUACAGCGUCUCACUUUGAUGGCGAUUCGACAUUUGACUGCCCCUCUAGAAUUGACAUCAGCUCGGCCUUCGAGAAGACCUCUCUCUUAGACGGCGACAGCUUGUGCGUCGACGACUCCGCUCACUUCGACAGCAGCUUUCUCCUGAGAAAGGACACCUCUCAGUUCGACAGCACUUCCCAUGCAGAAGAGGAACCAUCUACUGGGUUUGACACCACUGGAGUUAGCGGCUAUUCUUUGGAAGACUCCAGGGAUGACACGCUGGACUCAACCAGGGAAGGGGAAAUGUCUGAGGCAGACGAGACCGAGGACAGCUGUCAGAUCGCAGGAGAUUCCAUGCUGGAGUCUCUCUCUCGGACAGAAGAGCCUUCUGACACCUUGAGACCGGAAGCAGAGUGGAGUCCCAGAGGACAUGAUGCAUCAGACUCAGCUGGAGGCAUUAGCAUUAAGACCACCGCAAGUGAGACGACGACUCCCCCGAGUUUUAAGAUGAGAGAUGAGAACUUCAUCGCCUUCAGUACCCCAGCAGAGAGCCUUGCUGUACACCCACUCCAACCAGUAACUGAUCCUAUUGUGUCGGCUGCCGGAGGACAUCAGAAAACACCAGGGAAACCACGCAAACCUCGAACCCCAAAGGCAAUAUGGACUAAAAAACCCGCUCCUGUGGAAGCCAAGCGGAAGCCUCGGGCUCGAACCCCUAAAGUGGAGAAGCUGAAGACUGACGAAGAGGGAGGCAAUAAAGCGGAGGUAGUAGCCAAGGGCAGAAAGAGGAAGAAGGCUGUCAAAGUGGAUGUUAAAGAAACAUCAGGUGUGUGUGGAGAGGCUGGGCCUCCCACAGGAGAGGUUGAUACCGUCACAGCCACGAUUGACGCCGUUCUAGCCAACGCUUUAGCUUUUACCGCAGCAGUCGAGAAACCCAAGAAGGCCAAAAGGGCCAAGAAACAAGACCAGGAGGGAAAUGCGGCAAAAACACCGAAACAAGAUGCCGAAACAGUCGCUGCUGAUGUUGACGAAAAUGAUGACGACAGCUCCACUGCCGGUGAAUCUAACAGACAGAGGAGGGUUGCAACUGAGGAGCAGGUUCAGUUCCCGAUGCAACAUGGUUGGAGGAGGGAGAUUCGUGUAAAGAAAAUGGAGAACCGCAUGAAGGGAGAAACCUGGUACUACACACCUUGUGGACGGAGGAUGAAGCAGUUUCCGGAAAUAAUCAAGUACUUGAAGAAACACAUGGACAGUGUGGUCAGCAGAGAACACUUCAGCUUCAGCCCACGCAUGCCCGUUGGAGACUUUUAUGAAGAAAGAGAAACUCCUGAGGGUAAGCAGUGGAUCCUCCUGGCCAAUGAGGAGGUUCCCUCGAUGAUUAUGGCAAUCACUGGCCGGCGAGGUCGACCUCCAAACCCCGAUAAGGAGAAACCUCGCAGGGUCCGUGCCCUGAAGGGGGUGCAGGCCCGCCGCCCCGGUAGACCUCCCAAACCCAAGAUGAUUGACCUCCUCAGCAAAGUUGACGCCAAGCUUUUGAAGCGACUUGAGGCCAAGGAAGCUCUCACGGAGGAGGAAAAGGAGAAACUUGUAAAAAUCAAAAAGAAAAUGAAGAAAAAGGUAUCUAGUUCAGUUUGUGUGGUUUGUAUUUUUGAGCUGUUUUGCUGGUGACGUCUCAUCCUCAUUUUGGUUUCUGCUUGUUUUAUUAUUCAGGCAAGAAUGAAGAGAAGGGAGGAUACAAAGAUUAAGAAGAUGAAAGCAGAGAAAAAGAAAGCCAAGCUUGAGCAAGAGUCCAAGGACCCGGACCCGGACCCGAAGGCGGAACCAACCGACCCGACAGCCCCCCAGGUACCACAGCCGGCACCGGGGGCCGCCGCGGUGCCCAAGAAGCCCGGCCGCAGGAGGUCGGUCAAGGUCGAGGCUCCGCCUCCGGUACAGCAGACCGACGAGGAGAGGAUAGCCCAGGGUAAGAGGGUGCUGGGUGCUCGGAGUAAAGCCAAGGCUCUGGCUAAAGCCCAGGCAGAGGCCGAGGCGGCAGCUCAGGUGGCUCUGACAGCUAAGAGGGCAGCGGAGAGGAGAGCGCAGACCCAGAGACGCAUGGAGGAGCGGAAGAGGCAUCAGUUGAUCGCAGAGGAACUGAAGAAGCCCAUAGAGGACAUGUGUCUCACCGACCACAAACUCCUGCCAGAGCUGUCCCGUAUCCCUGGCGUGGUCCUUUCUGGUAAAGCUUUUGCACACUGUCUGGCUGUGGUUGAGUUCCUACAUGGCUAUGGAAAGAUCAUUGGUCUCAAUAUACCCAAGGACGUCCCCAGCCUCGCCACCCUGCAGGAGGGUCUCUUAGGCCUGGGCGACAGCCAAGUAGAGGUCCAGGACCUUCUGAUAAAGCUGGUGGAGGCUGCACUCCAUGAUCCAGGCCUGCCAUCAUUUUAUCAGUCGGUAAAGAUCCUCGGGGACAAGUUGGUUGAGACCGAGCUGACUCGCAGCACAGUCUCGGAAGUGCUUCGCGUCUUUUUGGAAUCUCAUGGUUAUGAGAUCGACGUGUGCAACACGCUGAGGACCAAAACGUUUCACGCUCUGCCUCCGGACACCAAGGCAGCCAUCCUGGGCUUCCUGGUGGACGAGCUCAACAGCAGCAACGUCGUGACGAGUGACAUUGACAACACAUUAGAAAACAUGGCAACAUACAGGAAGAACAAGUGGAUCAUUGAGGGGAAGUUGCGCAAACUGAAGGCGGCACUAGCGCGCCGCACAGGACGCUCGGAGGAAGAGCUGUGUUUCGAAGAGAGGAGGCGCAGCGCCAGAGUGGCGGAGGAGGAGAACCUCAGUCUGGAGGAGGGUGGCCUGGUCUCUGAGAAAGGCACCCGCCGUGUACGCAAAGAAGAGCCCAAACUCAGUGAUAGCGAGAGCCCGACCAAUGCCAGCAUUCCAGAGCUUGAAAGACAGAUUGAUAAGCUAGCCAAGCGCCAAGCGUUUUUCCGCAAAAAGCUGCUACAGUCAUCUCAUUCCAUGCGGGCCGUAUUGCUGGGCCAGGACCGCUACCAGCGCAGAUACUUGGCCCUUCCUCACCUCGGAGGAGUUCUGGUCGAGGGGCCAGAGGAGCUUUUGACUUCUGGAGAAGUCCUUUUAGCCGAGGUUCCUGUCACCUUCCUCAAAAAGGAGCCCAAACUGGAGGAGAUCCCCAUGCCUACCACUCCUUCUCUACCGUCCUCUCCUUCCUCCGCACAGCCCCAGACCUUUUCUCCAGACGAGGACAACCUCCCCGGCACUGCGUCCCUCAUGAGCAGGCCAAGAGGACGAGGACGCCCCCGGAAAAUCAAACCGGAAGUGGAGCUUCACCUCCGCACGGCGAAGAUUCGCCGCCGGCGUCGAAGUAGCGUCAGGUCGGGGGGCGAAGAGGGGCCGGGGUCGCCGAACAGCGGCACGCACAACCUCACGCAGGUUGCUUUCCAGAGCUGGCUCAACCAAUCGCAGGACGCGGUGACCGACGGCACGUGCACGCCAGCAGGGGAUACUCCGGAGGGCAAUCGACCAGAGGAGAGUGUGAAGGAGAUGGCGGAGAAACGGGGACAGUGGUUCAACCUGAUCCCAAAACAACCGUGCGACGAUAGCUCCCUGACCGAGUGUCAGAUUCCCAGCUCGCCCUCUAAACUCCUCCCAAGUGUUCUGCCCGCACUCGCUGCUCCUCUCAUGCAGCCGGACCCGCUCUUGCCUUGCCUGACCCCUGCUGACCUCUUGACCCCAGCAACACCACAGGACGUUCUCUCUACACUACCUGCUGCCGCUGGUCCAGCACCACCUCCCCCUCAGCUUCUUCCAGCUCCCGUUCCUCCGACUACCCCUGCCAGGCCAGUGCGUCGGCGGAGGAGAGGGAGCCGAGGCAGUAGUCCUGCACGCAGAGGGCCGAGAGGAGCCGCAGCCAAGCGCCGGGGCCGCCCUCCCAACUCCGUGUUCCAAGAGCUCGAGCAGCAGUACUUCACACAACUGGUGGUCAAGCCCAUACCAACAUCAAUGGUGCGUGGCUGGUGGUGGAUCCAGGAUCCAGAGGAACUGCAUAGCACCUUACAGGCCCUCAAUCCAAGGGGCAUCAGGGAGAAGGUGCUCCAUAAGCAUUUGUCCAAACACAUGGAGAGUUUAGUCGAGAUAUGCACCAAACCUAUCAACGACCCUAUAUUUGAGUCGAAGAUGGAAGAGAAGGAUGUGCUGCGGGAGGCUCUGCAGCAGCCCUGGCAAGUGCAGGAGAAAGCGAUGGAGACUGACAUCAAUGCCCUGCAGUGGGUGGAGGACCUGGAGCAGCGGGUCAUUGCAGCCGACCUCCAUCUGAAGGCGGCACCUCAGAGUGCAGCGAAUGAUGCUGAACCCAUCACAGAGACGCCAAUGGCAGAAUUCCAGCCCUACACGAUCCCAGAUCCAGACUCCACGCGCGACGACCUCCAAUACUAUGAACACGAGGCCGACCCGCGCGACGACUGGAUCGUGCGGACCAAGAAGGAGUGGUCCAACCUGCCCCGCGCCGCGACACACCCGGUGGACUUGGCGGUGCUGCGGUUGGGCAACCUCGAGCGAAACAUAGAGAGACGCUACCUGAAGGAGCCGCUCUGGAACAUCGCCGAAGUGAUGCGCCUCGCUCCUCUCACGCCCACCCCGGGAGAAGAGCAUCCCAUGGAUGUCUUCAGUCUGGAAAGCGAGAUCACAUCUCGACUACGAACGUGGCGACAAGCUCUGGAUCGCUGCCGCAGCGCUCCUCAGGUCUGUUUGUGUAUACUUCAGCUGGAGAAGGCCAUCGCUUGGGAGAGAUCUGUGACUAAAGUGACUUGCCAGGUGUGCAGGAAGGGAGACAACGACGAUUGCCUCUUGCUGUGUGACGGCUGUGAUCGCGGCUGCCACAUGUACUGCCUGAAGCCCAAAAUCACCCAGGUGCCGGAGGGAGACUGGUUUUGUCCUACCUGCAUUGCCAAGGACGACUGUGAUUCACCGCGCUCGUCCAAAAAGAGGACCCGGGUGAAGAAGAGAAGAUAUGAAGACGAAAGCUCCGAAGAAGAGACGUCAACGCGGCGAAGUAGCGGCGGCGGCGGCGGCAUGGCGACGCGGUACAAGGAGACCGUGACGCCCCCCUCCGCCUCCCGUCACUCCGGAGAAGGAAGCGCCGCUAAACGUCGCCGCAUGACGACCCGCAACCAGCCCGACCUCACCUUCUGCGAGAUCAUUCUAAUGGAGAUGGAGUCUCACGCAGACGCCUGGCCGUUCCUUGAACCCGUCAACCCCCGACUGGUGCCCGGCUACCGCCGCAUCGUCAAAACCCCCAUGGACUUCCUCACCAUGCGAGAGAGGCUGCUGCAGGGAGGGUACUGCAGCUGUGAGGAGUUUGCGGCGGACGCUCAUCUCGUCUUCAACAACUGCGAGCUGUUCAACGAGGACACGUCGGAGGUGGGAACGGCGGGACAUGCCAUGAGGCGUUUCUUUGAGAGCCGCUGGGCGGAGUUCUACUCGAAUAGGGACAAAUAGAAGUGUGCGCCUCUCCUCCCCCCACACAGACCCCCCCCCCCUAAGGGUGGGGCUGCAUACUUUUGGUGCCGUCACCGUCCCAGGCACACACGCUCUCUCUCUCUCUCUCUCUCUCUCUCAUGUGUAUUCUCUCAUGUAUAGGUAUAUAUGUAUAGAUUUUGGCUAUUUGUCUGUUAUUGUUUCCUCUACCGGACAAAUCUUUUUCCAGGCCGACAACAGCUGAAAUGGCUUGAACUUGUACCCAUUCCUCUUCACAGAGAGCGAGAACGCGUCUCUUUCUCUUUCUCUCUCUCUCUCCACUUUUCAUUCCUCCUUUCGUGUCUCCUCAUCUUCACCUCAGCACCUCAUCUCCAGUUUGCAUUCCCCCGUCACGUCCCUUCACGCGGCCUUCGGUCAAACCCUGCUUGCGAGGCGACGACGCGGUCUCAGGCCCCCUCCCUCCCCCUCCCUCCCUUCCCGAGUAUCUUGGUUCUCAGACUCGUUACUGAAGGUCAGAGACUGAAGGUCAGAGACCGAUCGCACUAUUGCGGCCUAACCGCCGCACACUGGACCUGCUCGGCACCGCUCGACGGCAAAAAUGGAUCAAAACUCUUCACUGAGCUCGGGCCGUUUCUUACCUGUUCAAUGGAAAUGUAAUGUAAUGUGGUCUUAUGCCUAGAAGUAAUUUUUUUGCUCAAUAUAUUUUUAUUAUAUAUUCUAUAUAUAAAUAUAUAUAAAGAUUACAAUAGCUGGGAUUAUUUAAUAGCAAUAGCUUAGUAGUGAACGUGUACAGAUUACCAUAUAGAGAUGUCUAGACGAUUUCUGAAAAGGCCAGUUAAACUAAAAAAGAAUCUGUUCUUGGACUGUCACGAGUAGAUGUCGUAUAACCUCCACUUAAAGUCUUGCACGCUACGCGUACACACACGCGCACACAUAGACAUGCACACGAUUUGACACACACACACACACACACAUACCCACCUUCUGCUGCUGUGUGAAAUACACUGGUUUCUGGGACUGGAGGAUUUAUUUGGUGUUGGUCAGUCGGUCUAGGCUUAUAGGCUUUUAUAGUUCACUGUUCCUCUUGUUAAAAGUAAAUUAAAAAGCGGCUCGCACUGAAACUUUUCGCUCCGCGAUAUUAUAUCGUGGCCACAAGACGAGAUGCUGUUGGCAGUUGAGAACUUUUAUCGGUGUGGAAGAUGUACUCCUGUGCCUCGUCUGAGCAGGCGGAAACAUCUCAACGGGUAGUUUACGUGCAAGGCUCAAAUCCUCCCAUGUUAAAGACUAGCAUUGCAAAGGAGCUCUGAUAAUGAGGUACUGGGCACGUUCCUGCCUGGUUUUUUUUUUUUUUUCUGUCUUAAAUUUCCUUUUUAAUUAUUUGAUUUUUUUGUUUGUUUGUUGGUGUUUUUCAAGGGCCAAUUUCCGACGUUGCGUGGCAUGGUUGGUUUGCUAUGAAGGUCGACGUGACGCCACAGUCUGGGUUUUAUUUAAAUGUGUUUUUCUUACACUGAACUCUCGAAUCCGUUGAUAGGGAAAAAAAAUAGACUUUGAUGUUCCUUGUUACACUUAAAAGGGACAGACGUUUUUUUUUUCAAAAAAGAAAAAAAAAAAAGAUACGAAAACCAAACGUGGUGUUAAGUGAAUUUUUAAUAAUGUACAGUUUUGGUGACUUUAAAUUUGUUCCUUUAUAUUUUUAGGACCAAAUCAUCAUUUUUAAGAGGAGGUAUUGCAAGACUCUGUUGUAUUACGGUGAUGUAACACGUGUGCAUCUGUAGAAUGUACUGUGAGUUGAAUAAAAACCACAUCUAGUAGAGUA